Pangasianodon hypophthalmus (striped catfish) is the source of this 5294-nucleotide messenger RNA. RefSeq names its product small ArfGAP2 (gene smap2). NCBI's taxonomy places the organism in Eukaryota, Metazoa, Chordata, Actinopteri, Siluriformes, Pangasiidae. The transcript is spliced from 11 exons. The record is from RefSeq and is a predicted model, not a curated record. The coding region runs from base 896 to 2158 and encodes 420 amino acids. Gene Ontology annotation, biological process: regulation of clathrin-dependent endocytosis. Gene Ontology annotation, molecular function: GTPase activator activity.
AGCAGUUACUGAACCUAAAGGAAUGAAAUUGGGCUUGACAGCAUUUGAGCUGGAAAAUUGGUGUAAAUUACAUUUAAAUUGCUCCUUUAAUAUUAAGCUGCACUGUAACAUUCCACCAGGUGGCGCCACUUCCCAUGUUUUUUUUUUUUAACUGAAACAAAUAAGGCAGUUAUUUAAUUACUUUAUUAAGCUUCACACAUUAAUGACCGUGUCUUGUAUAAUGACCGAAACCUUUUAGUAUUAUUUGUGUUUUUAAUUUGCCAGGACAAAAAAACAAAGAAGACAAACAGUGCAUGAUAACCAAAGUGUGUGAAAUGUAAAGGGCAGCUCCUGACCACAGUGAAACCGGAAGCAGGAGACCGGUACUAGCGCGAAGUGAGGCGUUAUUUUUCUCCCUACCCGUAUUCCGACAAAUCCAUCCUCCUGUGUUAGGAUUGGAUAGUAGUUUUUGUAUCCUGCGCUACGAUUGGCUGGUUAGCUGUCAAUCAGCGGAGGACGCCGGAGUGUAUAUUAAUAGGCAGUCUUAUCUCAGAAGGCGGGGUUUGUCGGAAUACGGGUAGAGGAGGAGACCGCUGAAGUGAGUAGCUGUCGGUGCGCUUGGAAACUGAUAAUUGAAUAUAUAUAAUAUAAAUGUAGCGAUAAAAAGAGGAAAAAGUCGUAUUGAUAUUGAAAUUGGGAAUUUGGGAAGAAUUGUUCGACUGACUGAGAAGAAGUUGGGAAGCUAGGCGGCUCUCACAGCUAACGUUCUUAGCCGCAGGAGUCCGGUUCGGGUAUCUGGGUCCGGUUCGGGUGUUUGGGUCCGGUUCGGGUGUUUGGGUCCGGUUCGGGUGUUUGGGUCCGGAGACACCGAGAGUGCCGCGUUGUGAAGAGGAGAAGAGGCGCGUGAAGGUGCAGAAUGACGGGGAAAUCAGUGAAAGAUGUUGACCGUUAUCAGGCGCUGCUGUCAUCACUGCUCGCGCUGGAGGAAAACAAGUUCUGCGCUGACUGUAGAGCUAAAGGCCCCAGAUGGGCAUCCUGGAAUUUGGGAAUCUUCAUCUGUAUCCGCUGUGCAGGAAUCCACCGGAAUCUCGGCGUUCACAUAUCCAGGGUCAAAUCUGUCAACCUGGACCAAUGGACACAGGAGCAAAUUCUGUGUAUGCAGGAGAUGGGGAAUGCCAAGGCACGGCGCCUGUACGAGGCCUUUUUACCCGAGUGCUUCCAGCGUCCAGAGACAGACCAAUCAGCUGAGGUCUUCAUCCGGGACAAGUAUGAAAAAAAGAAAUAUAUGGACAAGUGUAUUGACAUCCAAACAUUCCGAAAAGAGAAGAGUGAGGCAGUAACAAAAGAGCCACCUGUUGUUUUCGAGAAGAUGAAGCUGAAGAAGGAGGAGCCUCAGCAAUAUAAGAGUAGUCCAAAGACGCAGUCUCAGUCAGUAAAUGACCUUUUAGGACUAGACGCUCCUGUCGCGUCGGCUCCAGUAGCGAAUGGCAAUGCCAGUCCUGAGCAAAGUCUUGCACUGGAUCUGUUCAGUUCCCUGCCUACAGCCACCUCACAUUCAGCCAGAAGCACACCUGGCUCCAGUUCUGUGUCCAGCUCUAUGGCUAAAGGUCGGGCCGCAGCGUCAGUACCGGAGAACCUGAGCCUCUUCCUGGACCCACCCACCAAAAAUGAAGAAAGCAGCAGAAAGAUGUCCAAAGACUCCAUCCUGUCACUGUACAGCAGUGUAACACCUCAGACCAACAUGGCUGCUAAUGCUGGCAUGUACAUGGGGGCAGCUCAAAUGGGAUACGCCCCUGCACCUGUAUAUGGGCACUACCAGGCUCUGGCCACACAGCCAGCAAUGAUGGGAACCAUGAUGGCCCCUCAGGUGAACAUGCUGGGGCAGCCAGGUGUCAUGGCACCAACAGGAGUGGCCACUCCAUCUCAGUAUAUGGCAGGUGUGCAGGGGGGCAUGAUGGGAGUGCAGGGGGGCAUGAUGGGAGGCGUUGGGGCGCUGCCACAGCAGGCAUACACAGUGCAGCAGACUCAGCAGCUACAGUGGAACAUCACCCAGAUGACUCACCACAUGGCGGGGAUGAACUUUUACGGCCAGAACCGCAUGACGGGAUACGGACAGCCCAUGGGCGGAGCCUCAGCUCCCAGCACUAAUCAGAUGCUCGGCUCUCAUGUAUGGAAGUGAAAGCAUGCCGAGUAAAACGUGUCGGUUUGGGAGCAUCGCAAUAAACUGUAAGGGAAUAGAGGGAGGCUUUUACAUACUCUUCAUCUAACAUUCCUUCAACAGUGAAGAGGAAAUGUUAUUUUAGAGGAUCAACCUCAAGAGGAAGAGUUUCUACCUCCUGUGUUUUUCAUAGCCAUUUAUAAAUCCUGGGACCAGAAACGAUGUGGUCCAGGAGUCCAGCAUCUCUCUCCUCUCUCAUAGCAGCUACACCCCAAACACAGCAGCUCUCCUGAGCUACACCCUAAACCCCACGCAGCGUCCUUCACUUCCUCAGACGUGUAGUAGCUGCUACGUUUUGUCUGCAUGUAGGUUCUGAGAUUUUAAGCUGUUCUUGCGUGUUCUUUUAUCUCACUGUCGUCUUUACGCUGUUACACUUUCCCUAGUGGUACGCACUUACUAAACCUGCAUGCACUGACUGCUAAGCUACACGCAUAAGCAGAGACUAUAUAAUGCGCCGAGACGUGUUCGUUAAGCAUAUACCUUAACUAAAGUGAUGCUGCUGUUUUGGUCCCAGUGUUCCUGUCGAUUUUUUGUUUGUUUGUUUGUUUGUUUGUUUCCCCCGGCUCCUGUGGAUGUUGAAGCCUGUAUUAGACAGCUGGAUUGUAUGCACCUUUUCUCUUUGUGUAAUCUAGGGUACUGUGAUGGAGCUGUAGUCCAGCUACUCUCCUUCUUCCCACUCAGGAGGGAAAUGUAAGAGAUGGGUUCUCAUAUCAUACUGAGAGAAAUCAUAGCCAAAGAAUGCAGAAUUAUUCAUUUAGGUAAAAAAAAAAAAAAUUAUAACAGAUUUCAAUGCUUGCAGGAACAGUUUUCUGGUGACAAGCUAUUGAUUAGUCCUGUGAUCUCUAAAUGUAUAUCUGAUGUAUGUAUAUGUGAUUGCCUCAAGCACCCAAUGCCACAUUUGAUUAUAUGAGCAGAGCACUUUUUAUUUUUUCACUGUAUAUAGGGUGCUCUCCAACUGAUGAGGGUCACACUUAAUGUUUUAGGGUUUAGGGUUUUAAUCGUUCAAACCGUACCUCUCGGCUUCAGUCUGUACAGAGACCAAAUGAAUGUUUCUCACUCGCAUCCUGUGCUCCAGACGGCAGAUUUCAUGUGGUUGUUUCAAGUCGCUCAGAUCCGGGCUGUAUUUACACGGCCUUACGUUGAAGCCUCUGAAGCACAGAUAUUAACUGUAAGGCUCAUUAACGCGUGACACACUGAGAGUUCACUGCUGUUUUGCAAUACACAUUCCUCUGAUCAUGUGAGAGGUGGUCAUGUGUACACAGAUGUCCGCCUUGCUUUUGCAUGUUAAUACAGAUUUUGCAGGAACAUGAAUGUGGUAAGGAAUUUUUUUUAAACAGAUUUGGCAAUAUUUAGCUUCCACUGUGCUCCACAUAGCAAAAAAAAACUUUCGGACAUUAUUGUAACAGAAUAAUCUCUUGCUUUCAUGCUGUCUCUCACUCUUAUUUGAGAAUGUAUAUCUCUGUGGCUGACACUGUACAAUGUCGAAUGCUUUGCUAACCCGUUUUAUUUCUACAACUAAAUGUGAAACCCUAUAUCUAUACACAUUCCAUACUAUAAUUUUGUCCAAACAUCUUGAAUAUUUUACUUCCUCAUAAUCAUCAGGACGUUAUUAAAGGGAAAAUCCACCCGGAACAGUUUGCAAUAUUAAUCUGUAUAAUCAACAUUUGAUCUUCAGUGGCUUCCGAGACUGAUUUUAUACUGAAAUUCUGAGUUGACUUGGUCUAUUUUCACUUUGUUUACAGGUUGCUUACGUUACCCACAAUGCCAUUCAAUGACCUGCCAAUAGUGAUACCUCUACCUAAAAAAGAGCAGUGCAGCAGCACUUUAGUUCUUUAGACCGUCCAGCUCUCUCAAUUCCUCAUCUGUACACUCUGUUUAAACAGAUCCGCUUCUGAAGCUGCACCUUUCAUGCUAAUACCGCCGUCAAUGGCGUCUAACUGGAGAAGCCGAGUCUCUGCCAUAACUCGGAACGCAGCUAUGUUGUAUUGCAUUCUGGGACUUUGAGUCUAACUUUUGUUGUCUCCACUAAUUCUAUGUCAUAUUAAGAUGACAUGAAAUGUCGCUGGAAAAUGCAACCACUGACCUCUCAUAAGCAUAACGAAAAUACAGCACCAGUCAACAGAUUAGCACCCGAAUCACUAAACACAUCACAAAUAUUUCAGUAUAAAGAUAUUUAAUGUGAUUCAGGGUGGCGUUUUCCUUUAAGGCAUUUUGUUACAGAAGCAUGCACGUCUGGCUUAAUAAUCCAAGAUUUUGACCAACACUGUUCAAGUUACUAGGGGAAGAAAUACAGAUUGGUCAUUGAAAUGAUUCCAUAAGCAAACUAUAUUGCUAAAAAACUGUGUUUCUGAAUGGCUUGGCAUGUUCAUCGGCCAUAAGUCACCACUCAACACUGAAACUGUUCAACAAGACAUUGAGCUGUAUGGUUAUGGUGUGGUUGCUUGUUUGUCACAGGAAAGAAAAUGUACCUUUUCGUGUGUAAAAACCAUAAAGCAAUACUGGAUUAGCUACAAAACAUGGAGUAUGCUGUUGCAUCAACAAGUCAGUGUAAUAGAAAUCUAGCACUGUCUGCAGGAUUACUGUUGUAUUGAGCACUGUUGUAUAGAGUAGGUUGAAUAUCAUUAACAUGCACAUGCCUGCAACACACAAUGACAAAACGCUCUUCUCGUUUCCCUUAGAAAACGUAAAAGAAUAUUUUGUUUAUAUCAUUUUGAAAGACUUGUAUUAAAGGUUUGAGAGCAGAGCAUGUGGCCUCAUGGCAGAGUUGGACAGAAUCAGUCUGAGGAAUGCCCUUCUCCUCUUCGGUGUUCCGGUGCUAAUGUUUUGUUAGGACUAUGUGACUGUGAGGAGAGCGGAGUUAUGGAUCAUAUUUACUUCUCUGUGAAUUCUCAGUAUCGGAGCAAAGCAAAGACUGCUGCAGUUCUUAAAGUUUCAUCAUCAAGGUCCAGCAUUCUGAAUGCAUACAUCUGUGGAUAACUGAAUGUGUAAUGCUUAAUCAUGUCUGCUUCUUUUUGAUAUGUUUUAGGGUUUUCAAAAUGUGUAUAUUACGAAGGCUGGAUUAAAUAAUAACAUAAUAAAGAAAGGUAUUUUAUCCUCA